UUAUUAGCUGAAAUGACCACCAAGCGGAUUUGUCUCUUUGACGUAGACGGCACACUAACGAAGCCACGUCAAGUAAGAACGCCAAUGAUCGAGUGCUUGGAACAAGUGCGUUGUAGAGGAAUUCCGCUAGCAGUUGUUGGCGGGUCGGAUAUGCCGAAGAUUUUGGAGCAGCUGGACUGUAAUAUUCAUAAUGAGAAGUUCAGUUAUAUCUUCUCAGAGAAUGGAUUGGUUUCUUAUAGGGGAAAGGAUAUGCUGCCAGUAAAGACAAUUCAAGACGAGAUAGGCGAGGUGAAGCUGCAAAAGUUUAUCAACUAUUGUCUUUCUUACAUGUCAAACCUUGAGCUGCCAUGUAAAAGGGGAAACUUCGUAGAGUUUCGAAAAGGCAUGUUAAACAUAUCUCCAAUUGGAAGAAGCUGUUCGCAAAAGGAGCGCGAAGAGUUCGUCGCGUACGAUGAGGCACAUCGUAUACGAUCGACGUUUGUAGAAGAUAUGAAACACAAGUUUCCUUUGGAAGAGUACAGUCUUCAGUUUUCUAUAGGCGGUCAGAUUAGCAUUGACGUGUUUCCUGUUGGUUGGGACAAACGGUUUUGCUUACAGUACCUCAUAAAUGACGGUUAUAGCGAAAUAUAUUUCUUCGGUGACAAGACUGAGAAGGGCGGAAAUGAUUACGAAAUCUACAGCGACGAACGUACCAUUGGUCAUCGUGUUUCUUCACCUGCUGACACAGUUGCUCUGCUGACAAAGUUGUUUCUUUAG
Molecule: messenger RNA, 756 nt
Organism: Soboliphyme baturini
Lineage: Eukaryota; Metazoa; Nematoda; Enoplea; Dioctophymatida; Soboliphymatidae
Source: the annotation of a GenBank genome assembly